Messenger RNA from Ilex paraguariensis (yerba mate), 2146 nucleotides. Lineage: Eukaryota; Viridiplantae; Streptophyta; Magnoliopsida; Aquifoliales; Aquifoliaceae. The record is from the annotation of a GenBank genome assembly.
CUCUCUCUCGGACAUCAACCAAAGUCUCCCCUCCAUAAUUUUAUUUUAUACUGUUUCUCUUUCCUCACACAUUCCUUCAAUGUAAUUACAACAUGGCAGCAACAACCAUUCAAACCGACCAUUGCUCUUUUAUUAAUCAAAGAAAAACCAUUCAACUGAAUCACUCUAAACACCCAUCUAGAUCGAUAGAUAUAUAUACAUACUUGUAGUAUUUGUGUGUGUGUGUAUUAGAGAGAUAUCGAAAAUGGGGAGCUACAAUUACUACAAGAUGUUCGGUUGUUUCAAUCGGAAGUUCAAGAUCAACGAGACAGAGCCACCGAUGGACGUGAAAGUGGCGUUUUCUAGGUACCCUGAGAGGGGGACCCACAUGACCGCCGAUCAGCUCCACCGGUUUCUGAUUGAAUUUCAGGGAGAGGAAGGGCUUACCUUGUCUGACGCUGAGCGGAUCGUGCACCAGGUUCUACAUGGGCGGCACCACCUGACCAGGCACACCCGCCACGGCCUUACUCUUGACGAUUUCUUCCAUUUUCUAUUCCUAGAUGAUCUCAAUGGCCCCAUCAAAUCUCAGGUACACCAUGACAUGACUGCUCCAUUGCAACAUUAUUUCAUAUAUACAGGUCACAAUUCCUAUCUGACAGGAAACCAAUUGAGCAGCAAUUGUAGCGAAAUUCCAGUCAUAAAAGCUUUGGAAAGAGGUGUCAGGGGAAUAGAACUGGAUAUAUGGCCAAAUUCUGCGAAAGACAAUGUCAAUGUUCUUCAUGGGAGGACCUUGACUACUCCUGUGCCACUCAUCAAGUGUUUGAAGUCAAUUAAGGAGCAUGCUUUUGUCAAAUCUCCUUAUCCUGUCAUAAUUACUUUGGAAGAUCACCUUACACCAGACCUUCAGGCUAAGGUUGCAGAGAUGGUUAUUCAAACGUUUGGGGAAAUGCUAUAUUACCCUGAGUCAGGAUGCUUAGAAGAAUUCCCUUCACCUGAAGAUUUAAAGCAUCGAAUUAUACUUUCUACCAAACCACCAAAAGAAUACCUUGAGUUGAAGCAUCCUAAGGAGAAGGAAAAUGCCUCACAAAUGGAAAAGGAUUCUUCUGAAGAGGAGCUAUUGGGAAAGGAAACAUCAGAGCAUCCAGCUGAUCUGGAUUCUGACGGAAGCGAUAGUGAUCAAGAUGAUAAAGAUGGUGAUGUCAAUCACCAGAAAACCUGCCAGCUAGGAGCACCCGAGUACAAACGUCUGAUUGCAAUUCAGGCCAGGAAACCUAAAAAGGGGUUGAAGCAUGCCCUAAUAACUGGAAUUGGUAAAGCUCAGCGUCUUAGUUUGAGUGAACAGGCGCUCGAAAAGGCUGCAGCAUCUCAUGGAAUUGAUGUUGUGAGGUUCACACAAAAGAAUAUUCUGAGGGUGUAUCCAAAGGGAACGCGCGUCACCUCCUCAAAUUUUGAGCCACUUACAGGAUGGAUGCAUGGAGCUCAGAUGAUUGCAUUUAAUAUGCAGGGGCAUGGCAAAUUACUCUGGUUGAUGCAUGGGAUGUUCAGAUCCAACGGAGACUGUGGUUAUGUGAAGAAACCUGAUUUUCUGAUGAAGAAAGGUCUACAUAAUGAGGUAUUUGAUCCCAAAGUAACAUUGCCGGUGAAGACAACUUUAAUGGUAAGAGUAUACAUGGGAGAUGGAUGGCGUUUGGAUUUUAGCCAUACACACUUUGACUCGUAUUCACCACCAGACUUCUACACAAAGGUUUAUAUAAUUGGAGUUCCAGCAGACGCUGCCAAGAAGAAAACGACGACGAUUGAGGAUGACUGGGCACCUGUUUGGGAUGAAGAGUUUACAUUUCCAUUGACAGUGCCAGAGCUGGCUCUUCUUCGGAUUGAAGUACGAGACUAUGACAGUUCAGAGAAGGAUGACUUUGGUGGGCAGACAUGUUUGCCUGUUUCUGAGUUGAGAACUGGGAUUCGAUCAAUCCCACUUUAUGACAAAAAGGGUGAGAAACUCAAAUCUGUAAAGCUCCUAAUGCGGUUUCAAUUUGUAUGAACUGCAUUGUUUUGUGUUCUUCCUGGACACAAACUUUUGCUAGCUCUUGUGUCUCUGUAUUGUCUUUCAUAUGAUUUGUAGUUUCAGUUUAUUGUAUAGCGGGACUGCAAUAUGGUAACAGAUUGAAAU